CACACACUCUCUCUCUCUGAAGCAGUGAAUGAACACAACAGUUUACAAAUAAACCUUCUCAAAUCGCCCGCCUUCUGCGCUCUACAUUCUCAUUGGUCGCUGGCGCAGUUGCCACGGAGAUACUGUAGCAACGCCUAUCAGCACUCCUCCCUUUUGUCCAAUUAUGGCAGCCGCGUUGGCGUGUGUGAGCGCUGAUUGGCUCGUCGUGCGGCGCUGUUGUCGGUCAGGCGCGAGAUGUGAAGGCGCUCAGCUCAGCGCGUUAUUUGUGAUUGUUUUGACGGAUUUGUGUAAACAGAAGAACAGCCAACGGUCGCUCAUCCGCGGACUGCGACGCACACAGACAGCGGUAAGCGCUUUACACGCUGUUCGUGUCGAUGCUGUUGAAUCGGUUCGCGUUGUCACUGAAUGUUUUCUCGGAUCAGAUCUCCUCAGAUGAUGGUUCUGGACGGCUUCGGCUGCGGGAAGAGCCUCGGCGCGGCGGCGGCGCGCGGGGAUGUGGACGCGGUGCGGCGGAUGCUGCAGGAUCACCGGCUCCAACCGGACACGCUGAACGAGUUCGGGAAGACCGCACUGCAGGUGAUGAUGAUGGGCUCUCCCGGCGUGGCGAGUGUGCUGCUGGACCACGGCGCCGAUCCAAACGUCCAGGACCGCUGCGGAGUGACCCCUGCACACGACGCGGCCCGCACCGGCUUCCUGGACACGCUGAGGGUUCUGGUGGACCACGGCGCCUCCGUCAACGUCCCUGACCACAGCGGAGCCCUGCCCCUUCACAUCGCCAUCCGCGAGGGCCACGGGGACGUGGUGGAGUACCUGGCCCCGCUCUCGGACCUGGGGCACCGGGACGGCCGCGGGGCCGACGCUCUGGCCGUGGCGCGGGACGCUCGCGCUCCGGAGAUGGUGGAGCUUCUGGAGCGCCUGCUGGCAACCAGCUCGCACUGAAGAACUCGACCCAUGUGUUUGGGGAGCCCUCUCCGCUCAUUAGCGGGUUGUAUUUAUAUUAAUAUGUUGGAUGUAUGAUAGUUGGUAGUUGAACUCACAAUAUUAUCUGGAAUAUGUAGCACUGGUUUUGCACAGAGCGGCUCUCCUCGCGCGGGUUUGCCAGGCACACGUGUAAAUAACUCUUUCUUUGGUGUUUUACAAAACAUUUCUGUGCAGAAACUUGAACUGUUAAUAUUUUUAUUCUUGUGAAAUUAUUUCUUGCCAUCCACGCACCGAUUGAUUCUCACGUUGUGCUUAAGUUUGCUGGGAGUUUUUCACGGAUUAACGUCUGUAAAUAACAUUUUAUGAAUUUAUUUGACUUAUUUAUUGAAGAAUUGUAUAUUAACGUUUAUGUUUACCGUGGUAUUUCAGAUGUUAUUUAUUAAGGUGUUUAAUAAACUGAAAAUCAG
Molecule: messenger RNA, 1388 nt
Organism: Onychostoma macrolepis
Lineage: Eukaryota; Metazoa; Chordata; Actinopteri; Cypriniformes; Cyprinidae
Gene: cdkn2d
Product: cyclin-dependent kinase inhibitor 2D (p19, inhibits CDK4)
Exons: 2
Coding region: 406-939 (177 amino acids)
Biological process (GO): regulation of cyclin-dependent protein serine/threonine kinase activity; negative regulation of cell population proliferation
Cellular component (GO): nucleus
Molecular function (GO): protein kinase binding; cyclin-dependent protein serine/threonine kinase inhibitor activity
Source: RefSeq, a predicted model, not a curated record